CUCCGCAAGAUUCCAGGUCCUUUCGCAGGUAGAUUAACUGAGUUGUGGAGAGUAACAAAAUAUCUAAAGGGUAACUGGUAUAACGAUAUUUUGGAGCUUCACCGAAAGUAUAGGCUAAUUGUGCGAGUGGCACCUAACGAGGUCGCCUUCAUGGAUAAGGCGGGUUUCACCAAGAUCUACGGCCACUCAUCC
Messenger RNA from Bipolaris victoriae FI3, 192 nucleotides. RefSeq lists its product as hypothetical. The record is from RefSeq and is a predicted model, not a curated record. NCBI's taxonomy places the organism in Eukaryota, Fungi, Ascomycota, Dothideomycetes, Pleosporales, Pleosporaceae. The transcript has a single exon. The annotation marks the transcript as partial.